Messenger RNA from Podospora pseudopauciseta, 1671 nucleotides. RefSeq names its product endocytosis defective-related protein (gene END3). The record is from RefSeq and is a predicted model, not a curated record. Gene Ontology annotation, biological process: endocytosis; actin filament organization; endosomal transport. Lineage: Eukaryota; Fungi; Ascomycota; Sordariomycetes; Sordariales; Podosporaceae. Gene Ontology annotation, cellular component: cytoplasm; plasma membrane. The coding region runs from base 432 to 1628 and encodes 398 amino acids. The transcript has 2 exons. Gene Ontology annotation, molecular function: calcium ion binding; protein binding.
UUCAUAUACAACGCACAGCUCAAGGUGCUCGUGCGCGUGCCACAGUCUGCCUCCAGAAAAGGGGGCGUUUUGACAGGGAUCAGCUUGCGGCGCGCCACAAGCAGUGCUCGCGCGCAGUUUAAUUACUUGGCUGGCGCUGGGCUGGAGAGACGUCAGCUCUUGGUUGUAGCCGGUCCAACCUCCAAGCUUCCCGCUCUGCAACCUGCUGCGCCAUCGGCACCCCACGACGUCGAUAAAGACAAGGCCUGCAGUCUUUUACUAUAAUUCUCGAACAAACUACAGACACUUGUCAAUUCCAGCUCCCAUCUUUCCCGAACGUUCGUCGUACCGGCCGUUGUAACCGCUCGACCGCCCCGAGUCCCCCGUAAUUUGGUCCGCCUUCCGAGUACAACAAGUUUCGCAACCCGGGCCAACUGAAGCAUCGACCGACCAUGGCGCCCCGAAUCGAACCCCAAGAAAUCGAAACCUACUGGAACAUUUUCUCGACCCGCACCAAUGGAGGGCAGUUCCUCACGGGCGAGAUGGCCGCGCCCGUCCUCAAGAACUCCGGGCUCCGCGACGACCAGCUCGAGCGGGUGUGGGAUCUCGCCGAUGUGGAUAACGACGGCAACCUUGACUUUGAGGAGUUUUGCGUCGCGAUGAGGGUUAUUUUCGACUUGCUCAACGGGGAGUACGCUGAUGUCCCCAAAGUGCUGCCGGACUGGCUGGUCCCGGAGAGCAAGAGCCAUUUGGUGAGCGCGAACAAGGCGAUUAGGGGACAGGAGCCAAAGAUGGAACGGGUGGAGGAUGAGGAGGAGGAGGAGGGGUUGAAGGACGGAUUUGAUUGGUAUAUGAGCCCGGAGGACAAGAGCAGGUAUGAGGCGGUGUAUAGGGAGGGGAGGGAUAUGAGGGGGGAGAUUAAUUUCGAGGCCCUCAGCGAUCUCUACAACAGCCUGGACGUGCCGGACACAGACGUCCGAUCAGCGUGGAACCUCAUCAACCCCAACGCCUCCCAGACGAUCAACAAGGACGCCUGCCUGGCGUUCUUGCACAUCCUCAACUACCGACACGAGGGCUACCGCAUCCCGCGCACCGUCCCGGCCUCCCUCCGAGCGAGCUUUGAGCGAAAUCAAAUCGACUACCAAGUCGACAACCAAGCCGCCAAGUCGCGGUGGGCCACCAAGGCCGACGACGAGACAUCAACAGGCAGAAAGGCAAAGUUUGGUGACCAAUAUCUCACUCGGUUGGGGAGAAGCGGGUUCACAUCCAAGGGCACGGAUUUCACCACGACGAAAAACAGCGAUGCCGAGUGGGAGGAGGUCAGGCUGAAGAAGCAGCUGCAGGAGCUGGAGGACAAGCUUGCCAGGAUUGAGCAAGGGGUUGAGGCGAGGAAAGGUGGCAAGCGGGACUCCAAGCCAGCGCUGGUCAAGAGGGAGUUGGAGCAACUUUUGGAUUACAAGAGAAAGGAGCUGCGAGACUUGGAAGAAGGCAAGGGGAAGAGCAGGACAGGAAGCAACCUGAAAAGCGUCAGCGAAGACCUCCAGACCGUGAGGGAGCAAGUGGAGGGAUUGGAGUCGCAUUUGAGGUCGAGACAGGAAGUUCUUGAGCAGUUGAGGAGGGAGAUUGAGGAGGAGAAGAUCUCUCGGUGAUGCAAGGCGGGUAAUAAUGUAUAGUGGUUCACAACGACGAGCG